GUCACGGUAGGCAGAUAACAGAAGUGAAAAUCUGAGAAAACAUUGGAAAUUAUUCCAAACGCUGGUUCUCGUAAGUUAUUAACGGUUGUUGGAAAAAGGGAUUAAAGGAGAUUAAACCUCAAAGAGUAAACAGUUGCCUAGACAAAUUGUUAUCAAUCUGGAAAAUUAUUGGCAAGACGAAUCGAUUGAAACGAAUUAACAACAACGACACACGUUUCUAACAUUUAAACACAUAUUUUGAUAUUAUGUAAAAUAAUAGUUUAAAUAAGCAUUGAUCAUUUGAUUGAUGACAGAUAGGACUAGUGAACUAUUAUAAGGAAAAAAACAGGGAAUUAUGGCUACAACAUUUUUACCAAUCGCUGUAGUUAAUGAAACUGUUUCCAGUAACCACACGAAUAGUACAUUAGAUCAAAAGUUAAAUCCAUUCUACUUUUAUCAGACGGAAGAAAUUGUGUUCCUGUCGUUUUUGUUUUUCUUCAUUGUUAUUGGAAAUUCUAUAGUGCUACUAGCACUUGGUUUGUCGAAGCGCACACACUCAAGGAUGCAUUUCUUUAUCAUGCACUUGGCUCUAGCAGAUUUAUCAGUUGGUCUCAUUACUGUAUUAGGUGACCUCAUCUGGAAAAUAACGAUAAAAUGGUAUGCUGGAGACGUCAUUUGCAAAAUGUUAAAAUUUGCACAGGCAUUUGUUAUGUUUGCUUCGUCAUAUAUGUUAGUGGCACUAAGUAUAGAUAGGUAUGAUGCCAUUGCAAGACCACUGUCUUUUUCCACCACUUGGACCCGAUGCAAAGUUCUUGUUGGUGUAGCUUGGGGUCUCUCUGCACUAUUUUCUGUACCGUUGUUUGUAUUUUCUGGAGUUCCGGAGGGCACGUUGGAGUGCUGGUUACAGUUUCCUAUUGACUACGAUUGGAUAUGGUUGGUGUAUUUUGUUGGGGUAAUGACAGCAGUUCUCAUAUUGCCUGCUUUGAUAAUUGCCGGGUGUUACUUGCUAAUUAUCCUUAUUAUAUGGAAGAACAGUCAUCUUUUAGAAACCACCAGACCUAAGCAAGUUUAUACCGCAGAGAAAAAAUUCUUAGUGUCUUCAUCUCAUGACAUUGCUGCAAAUAACGGUUGCACCCCAACAGGUUCUCCAAAAACAAAUAGAGUAAGAAGUGGAGUUAGCGGUGGUCGCAGUUCUAAAGGCAUUAUUCCACAAGCAAAAAUUCGUACUGUCAAAAUGACAUUUACCAUUGUAUCAGCAUUCAUACUAUGCUGGAGUCCAUAUUUCAUAUUCAACUUGUUGAGCGUUCUUGGUAUCAUUCCUAAAACACAGGCCACUAUAGCUACUCAUACGUUUAUACAGAGUUUAGCGCCAUUAAACAGUGCAGCUAACCCAAUAAUAUAUGGAAUAUUCAGUACAAGAAUUUGCAGGUAUUUGAGACAAUUAAGAAUGUUUCGUUGGCUAUCCUCCUUUUGUUGUUGCCAAGAUGGUCAAACACCACGAAGUUCAGGUUUUUCGGAAGUUUCAAACUAUACUGACGCAUGUGGUGAUUAUAUAAGGAGGUCACCGAGGAUUGUAAGCGAAUACCCGAGGAGAUCACCGCGAAAUUCUGAGGAUUUUUUAUGUAAACCACCAAGGACAACAUUGACUACUAAUGACACAUGUUCCCUAAGAACACCACAUUAUGUAGCGAUUGGCGAAUAUUCUAAUAAACGGCCAUUACAAAAUGGUAACAAUAUUGAAAUGUGUGACUUCAUACUUAUUGCCGUAAAGCGGGAUGGUAAAAUAUCGUAAAGUGUAUUAUAUUGUAAUUAUUGCUUUAGUUAUGAAUGUUUGCCUUAUAUAUUUAUUUAAACAUAUACAUAUUGUACAAUAACAGAAUCGUACAUACUACAGUUGUUCUAAUGUACACUUUUCAUUUAUUCUGAUUUAUCAAAACCAUUUUGACAUUUAUGUGCAUGAAAGACAAGUUUUGAUGAAUGGCGCUAAGCAGAUGAUUCAGUUUGAAGAUUUUGAUACAUUUAUCUAUUGAAAAGAUCAGAUAUGUAGAAUUUUUUUAACAUUGUGUCAUUGGCCUUAGCUUUAUAAGCUAAUGUUUAUAAAUUGUUUCAAUGUAGAUAAAUAUUGCAGCUUAUUUAAAAAUCUAUGUUUAUGGUUUUUCUGUAAAUUUAUUGAUAAAAGAAUGUUCGCGAAG
Molecule: messenger RNA, 2171 nt
Organism: Ruditapes philippinarum (Manila clam)
Lineage: Eukaryota; Metazoa; Mollusca; Bivalvia; Venerida; Veneridae
Product: cardioacceleratory peptide receptor-like
Exons: 10
Coding region: 335-1771 (478 amino acids)
Biological process (GO): G protein-coupled receptor signaling pathway
Cellular component (GO): membrane
Molecular function (GO): vasopressin receptor activity
Source: RefSeq, a predicted model, not a curated record